CGCUCACAGCACACAUAUUUCUCUGAUGACAGUAUUUCUGUGGAGGAUUUACCAUAGGGUUUGUCGGACUAAACAAUUCAGAAAACACAAUCAUUGGUACAACACACUGGACCUCUAAGAACAAAACCUCCUCCUUAAAAAGCAUGACAGAGGUGAUGCGCUCCUGCGACUCUGCCAUGGAGGACUUCAGUGCAGCUCCUGGGAACCAGAGCAUCUCCUUCCAGCCCCCAGUUGACUCCCCCUCUCGAGUUCAGGUGUUUCCUGAUUCCCACGAGAGGUACCACAAGCUGUCCGAGCGACUGCCUUCCAUUGUGGUAGAGCCUACUCAGGGAGGGGACGUGGAGAGCGGGGAGCUCUGCUGGCCCCCUGAUGACCUGAGUUCCACCCACUUCGACCCGCCGGCCCUUCUGCAGCCCCCUGCCACAGGGGGGGAACUUUUUCCCACCGCCCCGGAAAUGGACAGGCCACUGGGCGAGGACUCUGACUGAGGGUCAGGCAUGGUGACACCCCAGCAUUCACUGUGAAUACUUAUGCAGGAGCAUGAGUGCAAACAAGGGCUCAUGGCCAGGGUCCUAAUAGGGUAUCUAAGGCCUUGCUUUCGUACGCCUGGGACCCCUUUUGGCAGACCCCCUGUUAUGUUUUGGCAGGGUAUGGUAGUGUAAAAAUGGCCUCGGCAGCUCAUGCAUGCCAAAUUCUACUGUACUCGUAUCUACUCUAUUUAUAAUAGCUUUUUUAGUGCAGACCUACAUCUGUGUAAUCAGCAUAGCUCUUUUUUAGACUUUUUUGUAAACCUGUUCUUGGAGAUUGUAUACUGAACUAGAUCCCUAGGAUCUUGUAGGCACAUUUUGAAAUAUGACAUAUAUAAUUUAUGUAUUUAAUGUAUAAAUAUGUACUCGCUUAAAUAUUCAGUUGUCCCUUUAUAUUAUUCCUUGAUAUACGUAAGUUACGUAAAAAUACUUAAGUUGCAUACGGUGUUAAUUAUAAUUUCCAGAGUAUCAUGGUAGGUCCAAGAAUAGAAAUCUUAAUCCUGCAGUAAAGGAGAGCCAUUAUUGUUUCCCAGCAUGCUUUGCAGUCUGCCACAUAAGAUGCCAAUAACUCUUAGCUCUCUCAGCUUUCUUCAGCACAACUGUAUAGAUUUUUGUCCAGUAACACUCUAAUAAAAUGAUUUUCUUCCCUUGAAACUUUCAUCAUAUUAUAUGAUAAGUUGCACUCACAUGAUAUAUAUAUUUCUUAAUAGUGUUUUUGUGGCU
Molecule: messenger RNA, 1250 nt
Organism: Brienomyrus brachyistius
Lineage: Eukaryota; Metazoa; Chordata; Actinopteri; Osteoglossiformes; Mormyridae
Product: protein LBH-like
Exons: 4
Coding region: 144-488 (114 amino acids)
Source: RefSeq, a predicted model, not a curated record